CGCCACUAGCCACGUCCCAGCUGCCGGGAUGGAUACUGCGCUCCCCGCCCAGCCCAGAGGCCCGCUGGGCUGGGCGGGGAGGCAACAGUGACACUGCGUUGCCCCGCUGCUGACGCGGGGAACUACAUAUCCCAGGGCACCCCGAGCUGCCCCUUUGUGGCUUCUCGGCAGGACGGCUAGCGAGACUUAGUGAGCCGACGGGCCGGAGGCCGACCCUGGGGAGGGCAAGGAUGCCGUCGGCAGUGGGCAGAGGCCUGGCAGGUUUCGAGCUACGUCCCCGCAAGGGCCGAUGUGGGCCGCAGGCUGCUAUAGCCGCGGGUCCGGAAGGGGCCGCCGAGGCUGCAGCGAGGAGCCCAAGACAUCCUGCUGGGGGCUCGCGGCGCUUCGAGACGGCCUGCCGGUGGGCCCUGCUGGCCCUGGUGACGCUGCUGUCCUUCGCCACCCGCUUCUACCGCCUAGACCAGCCGCCGCACGUCUGUUGGGAUGAGACUCACUUUGGAAAAAUGGGAAGUUACUAUAUCAACCGCACCUUCUUCUUCGACGUGCACCCGCCGCUGGGAAAGAUGCUGAUAGGCCUUGCUGGCUACCUAAGUGGAUAUGAUGGCACCUUUAUGUUCCAGAAGCCUGGGGACAAGUAUGAGCAUCACAGCUACGUGGGAAUGAGAGGAUUCUGCGCCUUCCUUGGUUCCUUGCUGAUCCCCUUGGCCUACCUCACUGUCCUGGAGCUGUCCCGGUCCCUGCCGGCAGCGCUGCUCACUGCUGCCCUCCUCACCUUCGACACAGGAUGCCUCACUCUGUCCCAGUACAUCCUCCUUGACCCCAUCUUGAUGUUCUUCAUCAUGGCUGCCAUGCUGAGCAUGGUCAAGUACAACUCCUGUGCUGCCAGGCCCUUCUCUGCCCCCUGGUGGUUCUGGCUCAGCCUGACUGGCAUUAAUCUGGCUGGUGCUUUAGGGGUCAAGUUUGUCGGCCUCUUUAUCAUCCUGCAAGUGGGGUGGAACACCGUAGCAGACCUCUGGCACCUGUUUGGAGACCUCAGUCUUUCACUGGUGACCGUGGGGAAGCACCUGGCAGCUCGCGCCCUGUGCCUGGUCCUGCUGCCGCUGGGUCUCUACACGGCCGUGUUCGCCGCUCACCUCCUGGUGCUGAGUAAGAGCGGUCCUGGCGACGGCUUCUUCAGCUCUGCCUUCCAGUCCCGGCUUUCAGGAAACAGCCUUCACAACGCUUCCAUCCCCGAGUACCUGGCCUACGGUUCUGUGAUCACCGUGAAGAACCUGCAGAUGGCCAUCGGCUAUCUCCACUCCCACAGGCACCUGUAUCCUGAGGGCGUUGGCGCCCGCCAGCAGCAGGUCACCACCUAUUUGCACAAGGACUACAACAACCUGUGGAUUGUCAAGAAACAUGAUACAAACUCAGAUCACCUAGACCCUUCGUUCCCAGUGGAGUUCGUACGACAUGGAGAUGUCAUUCGACUAGAGCAUAAAGAGACUUCUCGGAACCUGCACAGUCACUAUCAUGAGGCCCCCCUGACCCGGAAGCACUAUCAAGUCACUGGCUAUGGCAUAAAUGGGACAGGGGACUCGAAUGACUUCUGGCGGAUCGAGGUGAUAAACAGAAAACAUGGGAACCGGGUCAAAGUGCUGAGAAGCCGCAUUCGCUUCGUUCACCUGGUCACAGGCUGUGUCCUGGGCUCCUCGGGAAAGGCUCUGCCCAAGUGGGGCUGGGAGCAGGUGGAAGUCACUUGCAACCCGUACCUGAAGGAAACCCUCAGCUCUGUCUGGAACGUGGAGGACCACAUCAAUCCCAAACUGCCAAACAUCAGCCUGGACGUGCUGCAGCCCAGCUUCCCCGAGGUCUUGCUGGAGUCCCACAUGGUGAUGCUUCGGGGAAACAGUGGCCUCAAACCCAAGGACAAUGAAUUCACGUCCAAACCCUGGCACUGGCCUGUCAACUACCAGGGCCUGCGCUUCUCAGGGGUCAAUGACACGGACUUCCGCGUGUAUCUGCUGGGCAACCCGGUGGUGUGGUGGCUGAACCUGGUGAGCCUUGCUCUCUACCUCCUCUCAGGGAGCAUCGUCGCUGUCGCUGUGCAGAGAGGGGCGCACCUGCCUGCGGAGGUUGAAGGGCUGUCCCAGGUGCUGCUGCGAGGAGGCGGUCAGCUGCUUCUUGGCUGGGUGCUCCACUACUUCCCGUUCUUCCUGAUGGGCCGGGUCCUCUACUUCCACCACUACUUCCCCGCCAUGCUCUUCUCCAGCAUGCUGACAGCCCUUCUGUGGGACACUCUCCUGCGGCUCUGUGCCUGGAGCCUGGCCUCCUCUCCUCUGGCCGGCAGCAUCCAUGUGGUGGGAGUCCUGAGCCUGCUCCUGGGAACGGCCUACAGCUUCUACCUCUUCCACCCUCUCGCUUACGGGAUGGUCGGUCCCCUCGCCCAGGACCCCCGAAGUCCGAUGGCAGGACUGAGGUGGCUGGAAUCAUGGGACUUCUGAAACCACUGCAAGGACUCCAGCCUCAGUCCAGGAACUUCCUGGGGGACAGCCAGCUGUGGGGCCAGGCCCCGGACCCUCCAGCUGUGGCGGGAGCUGCCCGAGGAAUCCUGUUGCCUGCUAGGACCACGUUCCAGGAGCAGACCCGGACUUCACCCCAGCACUAGAGGGAGCCACGGCUCUGCCUGCAGGUUCCAUCAGUGGCGCUGGCUCAGCCCCCGAGGACAGGACAGCUCCGCUCAGAUGCCUUCCCCAGCACGCGCUGCCUGAGGAAGGAUGAGUGUGCGAGAGAGCGGGUGGGAGUGUGAGGGCACAUUCAUCCACACACCUGUGGAACAUAGACUGUGACUGGACAGCUGAGUGUCACACACUCUAAGAAAUGGUCCAAGGUGACAGUUGUAUCUUCUGGUAUCUUUUUCACACUGAAUUCGGUUUGCAAGUAAGGCCCAGCAGCAAUCCCUGGACCUCCAAGAGGGCUGAGGGCACUGACCCCGCCUUGAGCCGUCAGCAUGGGCGGAGCAGCUGGGGUGGGCGGAGCUGUGCUGGUGGGGUGGGCGGAGCUGUGCUAGUGGGGUGGGCGGAGCUGUGCUGCUCCCCUCCUCACAAACGAGCACUGAGCGCCCCGAGUGGGGUGGAGGGUGGCCUCACUGCAACGUCCCCGUGUGGCUGCCGCCAGGAAGUCUGCGUGGCAGCCGGUGACCGGACUGCAGUGUGCACAGGGGACCGGGCUCCCGCACGAGGCAGCCGAGGACCCACCAGCCCUUGGCUGGCCCUGUUGGCCCUUGGCUCCUCGCUCUCUGAGACUGUCACACGAUGAGAUUGGCAGGAGGAAGGGCGUGCUGGGUGCCAGAGGUGGUUUCUCACUCCCCACGCUUUCUUUUUGUAUCCAGCAUGGCUGUGACGACAUGACAGAUGUGUUCUCCCAGUGGCUGGCGCACCCUUGGGCCCCUAGCUGGGCAGCCGAGGUGGAUGUGUGGCAGAGCAGGGGCCUGUGUGGCACCAGUGUCACUCACUGUGUGUCCCCUAUUUUUACUUUUCAAGUCCUCCCCUGCCGACACCCCCUUUUACUCCCCUUCAUUCCCCUUCCUCUGUGUCAUGGUCUCACUAGUCUCUUUCUCCCUGAAGACCCCAAGCACCUAGAAGCGCACUGACACCUCUCCUGUCACUCUGAAGCCCAGGCAGGAGGCUCAGAGCUGUUCCUUUCACUUCCUCCCCAGAUGAAAAGGAUUAAGAAAACCCUUAGGUCACAACAGAACCAACUCAAGGCCAGCCCUUCCGCCUACCACCCCGCCCCCCAGGGCAUGACGGCAUAUUUAUUUGGUCUCAGAGGACCGUGAUGCUUCGAGGUUAAUGCUGAGUCCCUGCCACACUCCAUCUUCUCUCCUCUGUAGCCUCUGUCAACUCUGACAGGGUCACAGCUCUUUAGAGCUUCGUCAGAGGCGGUUGCCAUGGAGACUGGAAACUGGUCCUGGGGACAGGCUGUGCUUCCUACUGGGUGAUGGGGAGGGAAGCUUCUGGCCAUACGUGGACGUUCAGAGCAUCAUUAAAGUUAAUAGAGGAAAUACACCAAUAUCAAAAGCAAGGCACGUUUGGUAAUUAGAUCUGGGGCCUGAUGACCUCCCUCUCCCAGGGCUGCCGCCCUUCUGACUUCCCCAGCAGGAAGCGCUGCCUCCUGUGUGCUGAGUCUGGACUGCUUGCUUAAUUGCGUGUCCGGAAGCCAAGGAGACCAGGGAUGGAGAAACCGCUGCUCACCCCUUCCACACUGGCCCUGCCCUCCCCUCCUUCCUGUAGGUGGGGUUGGUUUCUUCUGAGCUGGGUGGGGGCAGCCACCUGGUGCACUCCUGGAGGUAGAGCACAGGAAUCCGAGCUUGGCCCUGAGCAAAGAACAGUGGCAUACAGUGACAACCAGGAGGUGGCUGAUGUCCCUUGUGCCUUGUAUUUCCUAAUAGGAAUUCUUGGGAAGAGAGGGGUUCCGAAGGAGCCAGAGGGGUAGCCACUCUGAGUGUGGGUGUGGAAGGCGGGUCUCGGGCAGCUUCCUGCCCAUCUCCCAUGCAAAUUUGGCCACACUGGGGACAAAGGGUUCCUCUGUCUCUUGCACUGCUUUCCAAGGAUGGGGGAAAGACAGUUGUCUGCUUACUCCCUCUCCUUGCCCAGACUGGCAGCUCCUUCUCUGGGGACAAGGCCACGUGGUUUGCUGCAGCUCCAAGCACUGAGGUUCUCCUGUUGGAAGAUGCUGGGAAGAGGGGCUGUGAGGGUGGUGCUCUGUGGCCUCCAGCCCCCGUCCCCACCCCAAAUUGGCAGAAAUAGACACGUCCUACAAACUCGCUGGUGGAGGAAGAACACAUUUGUUGGUCAGCCCACCCUCCAGCCAACUUCUUGAGCCACAAUUUAUAUUUUUUAAAAAAAGUUUCCACGGAGAAUCAGAGGCCAUUUACUUUUGUAAUAAAUAGCUCUCACGUUGAA
Messenger RNA from Artibeus jamaicensis (Jamaican fruit-eating bat), 4943 nucleotides. It is a transcript of the gene POMT2, whose product is annotated as protein O-mannosyltransferase 2. The transcript is spliced from 21 exons. Gene Ontology annotation, biological process: protein O-linked glycosylation via mannose. The record is from RefSeq and is a predicted model, not a curated record. Gene Ontology annotation, cellular component: endoplasmic reticulum; membrane. Bases 231 to 2483 code for a protein of 750 amino acids. Gene Ontology annotation, molecular function: dolichyl-phosphate-mannose-protein mannosyltransferase activity. Lineage: Eukaryota; Metazoa; Chordata; Mammalia; Chiroptera; Phyllostomidae.